AUAAAUUAAAAACAAAAUAAAAUAACAUUGCUAGCCUAGCUCCGCGAAGUACACCCAUGUCCCCAUCCUCCAGUUAUGCGCACCGCGCAUGGCACAUAGACAACAAUCGCCAUUUCCAAACCUCAAGGUUUAACAUUUAUUUAUUGUAGUACUUCAAAAACAAUUGAGGUCGAGUUACUGCAGGGAGGUCGAGGAACCCAAUUGCAAGAACCACAGAAAUGGAAAAGGGGGCAGCUCAGAUAGCUAUAAUUGGAGCUGGGAUCUUCGUGAGGACUCAGUACAUUCCCCGACUCUCCGAGAUCUCUCAUCUCUUCAAUCUCAAAGCCAUUUGGAGCCGUUCUGAGGAAUCGGCGAGAGGUGCUGUUGAGAUAGCUCGCAAACAUUUUCCAGAAGUGGAAUGCAAGUGGGGUGACAAUGGUCUUGAUGAGAUCAUCCAUGAUCAUUCAAUAAUUGGGGUUGCGGUUGUUUUGGCUGGACAAACACAGGUUGAUUUUUCACUGAGGCUGCUCAAGGCAGGGAAGCAUGUCCUUCAAGACAUGCCACAUGUGCUGAUUCGCCGACUUGUGGGAUCUGAAGAGAAACCGGCAGCAGCUUCUAUAAGUGAGUUGGAAACUGCACUUUCAAGCUAUGAAUCUAUUUGUGCCAAUCUCCCUGGCCACCCAAUUUGGGCCGUGGCAGAAAACUAUCGAUUUGAACCUGCUUUUGCUGAGUGCAAGAAACUGAUGGCUGACAUUGGGGAUAUGAUGAGUGUCCAAGUUAUCAUUGAAGGAUCCAUGUCCAGUUCAAAUCCAUACUUCUCAAGCUCUUGGAGGCGUAACUUCACAGGGGGUUUCAUUCUGGAUAUGGGGGUUCAUUUCAUUGCAGGAUUGAGGAUGCUUGUAGGUUGUGAGAUAGUCUCAGUUUCGGCCAUGACUUCUCAUGUGGAUACAACCUUACCCCCACCAGAUAACAUAUCCUCUCUAUUUCAACUUGAGAAUGGAUGUUCUGGAGUUUUUGUGAUGGUUGUCUCCGCAAGAUUGCCCAAGAUAGUCUGGCGCAUUGUUGGCUUAAAGGGAACGCUGCAAAUUGAGCGUGGAAAUCUAGAUGGAAGACAUGGCUACCUGGUUUCAUUUUAUGGUUCUGAUGGGCAAAACAAAAGCUCCUUCUUUUCCUUCAGUGGAGUGACCGAUGAAUUAAAAGCUUUUAUACACGACAUAUCACAGGCCACAGUUAAGAACGGCAGUGCCUAUGAAGCUGAGCCCCGCCUGUCCUUUGUGGAAGGUGCCAGAGAUGUUGCUGUUCUAGAAGCGAUGCUUGAAUCUGGAGCCAGGCAAGGGGCACUAGUUCAGGUGAAGAAGUUUUAGCCUUCCGAUGGGAUAUCUUCUUCACCAACAUGAUCGUGAGGACUAGUUAUAUAUUUGAAUACUGAGAUUCUUUGUGUUUUCACACUUCCAAUAUAAACAAAUCAACUUAAAAUAAAAGAGUCUAUGAUAUCCAUGGGGUAGUAGUGUUGUUCAAGUAUUUAAGGGGCAAUUGGCUUCUCUGUAACUUUGAAUCAAAUCAAUAAAAACUGCUCAGAUAUUGAACUUUCGUGCUUA
This is a messenger RNA of Carya illinoinensis, 1577 nucleotides long. RefSeq lists its product as uncharacterized. The transcript is spliced from 12 exons. Gene Ontology annotation, biological process: NADPH regeneration. Lineage: Eukaryota; Viridiplantae; Streptophyta; Magnoliopsida; Fagales; Juglandaceae. Gene Ontology annotation, molecular function: oxidoreductase activity; nucleotide binding. The record is from RefSeq and is a predicted model, not a curated record. The coding region runs from base 219 to 1343 and encodes 374 amino acids. Gene Ontology annotation, cellular component: cytoplasm.